Plasmopara halstedii is the source of this 210-nucleotide messenger RNA. RefSeq lists its product as uncharacterized. The transcript has 3 exons. The record is from RefSeq and is a predicted model, not a curated record. NCBI's taxonomy places the organism in Eukaryota, Oomycota, Peronosporomycetes, Peronosporales, Peronosporaceae. The coding region runs from base 1 to 210 and encodes 69 amino acids.
AUGGGCCAGAAUACUAGCGCACAAACACGACACAAAUUGGGCAAUCAAGACACUUUUGUGAUCCCUAUGGGAUAUGAUGCUGGCCAAUCAAUUAUAGCUUUACUCGUUGCGAGGUGUACCCAAAUGCCAUUGUUUCAAUGCAGAAUCUCAGAAGUGGGAUGCGUAGGUCUGUGCAUGAGCUCACCGGAGCUGCGGCUGCAAUUACCUUAA